Molecule: messenger RNA, 916 nt
Organism: Nicotiana tabacum (common tobacco)
Lineage: Eukaryota; Viridiplantae; Streptophyta; Magnoliopsida; Solanales; Solanaceae
Source: RefSeq, a predicted model, not a curated record
AGUUGUCUAUAGUGAGGCCUCUCUUAGCAUUCUCUCUCAAAUUCUUCUCCCUGUCUCUCUUUCUUUGAUCUAAUAACAAAAAACUCUUUUGUUCCUCUCCUCAAUCUAUAUAGCUCUAAAUCAAGAAGAUAAUAAUAUUACUUUCCUGAACUUUGUUAUAAAUAUAUUUUUUCUUGAAAUAAUAAUGGGGAGACAACCAUGUUGUGACAAAGUUGGAUUGAAGAAAGGUCCAUGGACAGCUGAGGAAGACAAGAAGCUCAUUGACUUCAUUCUCAACAAUGGCCAAUGUUGUUGGAGAGCUGUUCCUAAACUUACAGGGCUUUUGAGGUGUGGAAAGAGUUGUAGACUAAGAUGGACAAAUUAUCUGAGACCAGAUUUAAAGAGAGGACUUUUAUCAGAAUAUGAAGAAAAAAUGGUUAUUGAUCUUCAUGCUCAACUUGGCAACAGGUAAAUUAUUUAAUUAUCUUUGAAAAAACCAUGCAAAUUAUUUCUCAUACUUUUCACUUUUGGCAUUUGCAUAUUUAAAAACAUGAGUUUUGAAAUUACUUUCAUGUGGAGUUCAUUAAAAGCAAUUUUUUUUUUGUUCAUGUAUGUCCGAAGGUAUGUUGAGCGGACUCUUCAAAAUGUUGUCGCAUUUUUGUCGGAUUCUUCAAAAACACACUACUUUUGGAGGAUUCGACACGCACCCGGCGAUAUUUUUGGAGAGUCCGACCAACACAACCGUGGUAAACAACAACUUUAACUCAGUUUCAGACACCAAUUCUUCACGGUGUAGAUUUCCGUGUCAUUGUUAUUAUCAAUUCUUUUUUUUUUCUUACCUAUUUAAGACUCUUUUUACCCAAGUGGGAAAAUGGACCCCUCAAAUAUUGCACUUCACAAGAUACCAAUAUGCCAAACAUAAAAAAAAAAAAAAAAA